This is a messenger RNA of Magallana angulata, 2555 nucleotides long. RefSeq names its product lysosomal-associated transmembrane protein 4A-like. Bases 82 to 822 code for a protein of 246 amino acids. Lineage: Eukaryota; Metazoa; Mollusca; Bivalvia; Ostreida; Ostreidae. Gene Ontology annotation, cellular component: lysosomal membrane. The record is from RefSeq and is a predicted model, not a curated record. The transcript is spliced from 7 exons.
GCCGAAUGAAACUAGAAAGAUAUCAAAAAACCGGAAGUAAGAAGGGCCAUUUUGGAAACGAGGAAUCAAAACAGAAACAAAAUGAGAACCAAGGGACAGUCUGGGAUCCCUGAUAUGUACAAAUGCUGCUUCUGUUGCCAUGUCAAGACGGGGACAUUAUUCUACGGAUUACUCCAACUGAUCUGUCACUUGUUCCUGAUAGGGGGGCUCAUAUUUGCCUCCAUCCACCCAGAAAUUCUGCAGGCGACUGCUAGCAAGUGCACAGACAUCCAAAUCGACACCACGCUCAAAAAUGAAGAAAUCGAGACACAGGAAGAAAUCAUCAUUACUCGCAAAAUGAAAAGAGAGGAUUUUGACCUGGCCUUCAUCAUCUGCAUCUGUAUGCUGAUCAUUGUACUCUUCCUGCUCUAUGGAGUCGUACGAAAUCGCCCUGGGUACAUUCUGCCCUUCUUCUGCCUGCAAGUGUUUGACUUCUCCCUCAGCUGCUUGAGCAUUGUCGGAUACCUCAGCUACUCCCCAAACAUCAAACUCUGGCUGCGUGCCCAGGGGCUGACAUGUGUACCUGGCCUGAAGCACCUGAUGGAAAUGGACUCUCAGUGGCUGAUGCUUCUCUGUCUGCUGGGCUUUGUCCUCUUCCUCUCCAUCAAGGCGUACCUGAUAGGGAUGGUGUGGAGCUGCUACAACUUCCUCAAAUCCAGCAACAUGAACUGCAACCAAAUCAGAGAGUACAAUGUGGAUCCCGACUCUCAGGUUCUUCUCCCCCCAAAGUAUGAGGAGGCCAUUCGUCAGGGAGAAGUGAACCCCCCGCCCUACAGCGCCUGAGAGCCGGAGCUAUUCUCAAUCAUAUCUCAGACCGAGUCUGUGUUAGUUUAAAUUUCUAAAUAAUUAUUGUAACACAGUGCUGUUUAUGUUAAUUUGCCGGGUCAUCGGUAAAAACUCUAAAUCCUUUGGUUAUAUAUAUAUGACUAAAUAUUCAAGUGGAAGAAACUUUCUCAAGAAAUUUUUUUAGAUUCAAUUAUGAUAGUAUGUGCAAUUAUCAAUGCUAUCCUUUUUACAGAUUUUGUUUAAAGGAAGAUGUAUUGUCAUCUAUUUGGAACUGGCCUACUUUAUUAAUGAUGUUGUAAAUUUAUUGUAAGGUUCAAGUGCUGUUUCACUGUAUCUAUCAUUAUAGACACAUCCUUGCUGUUACAGAAUAUGAGAUGAUAUGUUUCCUAGUGUAUAUAAUGCAUGUACUAAAAUCAUUGUCAAGUCUGAUGAUGCUCCACUUAGAUAGUUUUUUUUUGUCCAAAGUUAGGGCGAGGGUUAGAUUAACCCUCACCCUGUUUGUCACACAGGUCCUAGAAGGAUAUCAUCUCGUAUUCUUUUCGUCUAUCUAUUAUCAUAAGUAAGUGUACUAAUGCUUGUUUCGAUAUGAAAAUGUGCAGUCCCCCACUUACAGAGGUUUGACAGCUGUUAAUUACAUGUUUGACAGCUGCUGCAUAUAUAGUUAUUUUAUCAGAAGGGAAAAGUCAUUUUGGACAUACAGGACUUGGACAUACAGGACUUGAUGAUGUGAUCUUUAGUAGAAUUGUAGACUGUGGAAGGGAGGUUAAAGAUUUCGAUCGCCCUGCUCCAUGUAUAUGAACUAUAAAGAUGAGCUUUAUGUUUAUAUCAUUUUAUUGUUGAAAGCCAGAAGAAGGCAGAUUUGUAGCUGUGUUUCUAUUUAUGACAUGCCAUUUGAGAAUUUACGAUUUUAUAGAUACACUGUACAUGUAUUUGUCACAUAGAUGUCUCUAAGAGAAUUAGUUCUUUCCUUGUAAUUAUUACGUAUUCUAUCUACCUUGUUUUACUCUAGAUUGAAUUUGGUUUAACAUUUUAAGACCAUGUCAGUUAAUGAUAUGAAUGAAGAGAGAUAUUGACCAGUCUAAAGUACAGGUGCUAGAGGACAGGACUAACCCCCUCCCCCUUCCAUUUCCUACCCCCAAGUAUAGACCCGGGGUCUUCACUCUUUUUUCAUGAAAUUAUCCUCUUACGAUAAACCUAAAAGAAAUUACCUAAAAGAAACAUUUAAUGUAAAUCAUAUUGAUAGGCGUGUAUGAUUUAAUAUCAUAAAAUGAUUAAAAUUGUUUGUUUUAUGUAAUUUUUCAAAAACAAACGUUUUAUGAAAUCAAAGGGUAUGAUUCUCAUAAAAUGUUUGUUUUAGGUAAUUUUUCUGGAUAAUGAAAAAAAGGAGUGAAGACCCAGGGAUCUAUACUUGGGAGUGGGGGGUGGAGGGGAUGGGGUCAGUCCUGUCCUCAAGCACCUGCAGUCUUUACGCCAUCCGUCUGUGUGUGAAUGCAGUAUUGGCCUGUUUAGAUUGAUAUCUGUCAAUCCUGUCAAUUAUGACAGUAAAGAAAGAUCUACAGAGGUACAUGUAUAGUACCCUUUCCCUUUAUUUGGGAAUCCUGUAUCCCCACACACGGAUGGAAGUCAUUUUGUGAUGGAAAAAGGGUGCUUUGAAGAAAGAUUUUUGAGUUUCGUCUUGUAAAUAAAUGAGUGGGUUUUAUUCAACUAAAAUAAAAUUCAUUAAACUCGUA